Balaenoptera musculus (blue whale) is the source of this 3629-nucleotide messenger RNA. RefSeq names its product CD5 molecule like (gene CD5L). The coding region runs from base 144 to 1169 and encodes 341 amino acids. The record is from RefSeq and is a predicted model, not a curated record. NCBI's taxonomy places the organism in Eukaryota, Metazoa, Chordata, Mammalia, Artiodactyla, Balaenopteridae. The transcript has 6 exons. Gene Ontology annotation, cellular component: membrane.
GGUCAUCUGAUAAAGCCUCUGCUGCAGGCAGGACCUGCCUCCUUCCCUCCUCCCAGCAUACUUGCAACCAAAGCUGAAUAUUGCUGUUCUGUGGCUUCCUUCCAGCCUUACGAUUCAGCUCACCAUCUUCAGCUACCUGGAUCAUGGCUCUGCUAUUCUUCUUGAUCCUUGCCUUUUGCAAUGGACUUGGCCUCUUAGAGUCUUCAUCCAGAAUGCGACUGGUGGGGGGUCGCCAUCGCUGUGAAGGGCGGGUGGAAGUGGAACGGGACGGCCAGUGGGGCACCGUGUGUGAUGACGGCUGGGACAUGAAAGAUGUGGAAGUGGUGUGCCGGGAGCUGGGCUGUGGAGCAGCCACAGGGACACCCAGUGGUACUUUAUAUAAGCCAUUGGCAGAAAAAGACCAAAAAGUCCUCAUCCAAGGGGUCAGCUGCAGUGGGAUGGAAAGUGAACUGAUUCAUUGUGAGCAAGAGGAAGAUGUUUUUGAUUGCUCCCACAGUGAGGAUGCAGGGGCGAAGUGUGAAAUUCCAGAGACUGUGAGGCUGGUUGGUGGCCCUGAUCACUGCAAAGGGCGAGUGGAGGUGAAGCACCAACAGCAAUGGGGCACCGUGUGCAAAGCAGGCUGGAAUCUCUCAGCCGCGAAGGUGGUGUGCCGGCAGCUGGGGUGUGGGAGGGCCAUACUGACCCAAAGAUCCUGCAACAAGGAUACCCAGGGCCAAGGGCCCAUCUGGCUGAGUGAGGUGUCAUGCUCAGGACAAGAAGGAAACCUUCAGGAUUGCUCUUCUGGGCUCUGGGGGAAGAAUAACUGCACCCAUGAUGAGGACACAUGGGUUGAAUGUGAAGAUCCCUUUGACUUGAGGCUGGUAGGAGGAGACUCCCGCUGCUCUGGGAGACUGGAGGUGCUGCACAAGGGUGAAUGGGGCUCUGUCUGUGAUGAUGGCUGGGGAGAAAAUGAGGAACAGGUGGUGUGCAAGCAACUGGGCUGCGGGGAGUCAAUCUUUCUAUCUGCCAAAGCCCGGAGAAACCUUGGCCUUGGAGGUGGCCGCAUCUGGCUAGAUGAUGUUCAUUGCUCAGGGAAGGAGCAGUCCCUGGAGCAGUGUCGGCACAGGUUCUGGGGGUAUCACAACUGCAACCACAAGGAAGAUGUGGCCAUGACCUGCUUAGAACUGUAGCCUGGCCUUCUUGAUGCUUGACCUGAUCCCUGCAGGCGCUGAGUGUCUUUUGCUUUCUCCUGGGCCAGAAUGGCCUGGCAUGAGCACUGAGCCUGCAGGCUUAGCUACCACUCCCUCAGCCCCUCAGCAGGAAUCUGAACACUCUGCUUAUACUUUGCUCUCAGAGCCAAGCACCCCUAUCAUUGCCUGGAGAUAUGAGCUGUUGAAUUCUCUCUUGCUGGGGAAGAUGAGCUCCUAGUCGCCCUCUCCUCACUGCUGACCCUUUGGCAUUGGUUCUGGCCUCUCCUGCUUCUUCUCAACCAGCCUGGCAUCCCCAGGCCUGUUACUUUGACCACUACAGGCCCUUUUCAAGACAAGAUCUAUGUCUGUAAAGAACAUGAAAGGAAUGAGACAACAAAAGAACAUUUGAAGGGGAAUAUGGGUUAACAAUUACAUGAAAGUUGGGGGAAAGCUUAGAGUCUUUUUGAACGCUUUUUCUUAACCUUCAGGUGAUCACAACAAUUAACAUCUGAAUAUUCUCCUAUUCUUUGAUGAAAGUAGACCAUUCUUUCAAGAGCAGUGCAGUAUCCUGUAAUCCUAGACCUUUUCACGACACUUGGAAAAAAAUAUCACACUCCCUGAAUGCCCAUAAUAAAAUAUCUUUGUUGACCAUCCAUAUACAUCUUGCCAACAUGGUGUACAUUGAACAAGAAGAAUCUCACAAAUUCACUAUAAUUUUUCCAAGGAAAAAUGUAUUGGCUAUGGAGCUGCCACUAGGAGAAGGGAAAGGAAGAGAUGCAGAAAGAGUUUAGGGAGGUCCAGACUCAUGCCUCAUGCCAACCAGAUGAUAUCAUUUUAAUUCUGUCAACUCAGACUUUAGGAUCUGCAAGUCUGAGGCAAGAUAGAAUGAUACUAAGGAGAGAAUCAUGACUUAAUUCUAAAAACUGACAACUUUAGAUUCUGAGGCUGAGCCGAGUACCUGUAAUAUGCCUACAUUUAUGCUUUCUAAUAAAGUAGAUCUCACAGUCUCAACAGUUGCCUCUCUCUGUGAUAUACUCUUUCUACCCAAGAGGAAGCAGGUGUCUCAGCUUUACAGGGAUGACCUUUUAGGCAGGAUUAGGUAGAAGAUGCAAUCUGCCAGCAGAUGCAAUCUUAUGUGUAAUAUAGCUCUCGCCUCUGGAUGGAAAACUUUCUCCCUGUCUAUUUCCUAUAACGGGAAAAUAUGUAAAGAAACCUAGCUUCAUAGAAGAGAAGAAAAUGCCUUAACAGACAUUUUGAGAUCUAUUCUGUCUACUCAAAGAGAUUUUGCCUUUAUCUGAUCAGUUAUCUCAGGUCUUCCUGAUUUUCCCUACAGACUAGUAUCAUGUUCCCUAAACCGCACAGUAUUAUAUCUAGAAUCUAGAGGCCUGCUGAACUGCCUUGAUUGAGUCAUUGAAAAGCUCUUUUACCCUAAGUAGAGUAGAACAGGAUUGGCAUUUCACAAAAGGAACUUUGAUUUCCCCUUAAUUUCUACAUUAAAAUUUCUUUUGUAAAAUUCCUACUUAGCAAGACCCCUGAGAACAAACUGGAUAAAAAUAACACCUCUUGGAGGAGGCCGGGUGAUCCAACGCAGAAGGCAAGACAUGACAGAAGCCUAAUAGGUAGUGUUGGACGUCUAAUAAGAAUGUGUCACUUAAAUAGAGGAAACUGAGAAGCUGAAAGUCAAAGUUGACACUAGCCUAUUAGCACUGUCCAGGAGAAAAUUGUUCCCUGACCCAAGAAUAUGGCUGUUUAUCUUGAUUUCCAAAGUGGACAUGGAUGAAAUAGUACAUCAGAGCCUGAAGAAGUUAGCAUAGUGACAAGGACUGACAGUGCUCACAAAUAUUCAUGUUUGUUUCUUCUUCCUGGACAUGACACUAGUCUAUCCCAAGUUUGUGUUAUAGAAGAUACCCCAACCAGACUCCUGCCCCCACCCUAGCAAAGCAGUGCAGUAAACUGGAGCUCUUCAUUCAACGAGAAUAUUACCCAUUGGGUAUUUUAGGAGUUGCCAAUUGACAUACACCUUAUCCUACAAGUACCUGUCCUGUAACCGGCAUCUCCUGACACUUGUCCAGUUCCAGAUCCCUAGCUACCCCCGAAGUUCUCAGCAUGCACUUGCUCACUACACUUUCUUACAGGAGUCCUGGGCAGCAAUGGGCCUCCAGGUCUGUGGAGCUAGAGCCUAACACCAAGCACCUACAUAAUCUCCAGUGGGGAGGGGACCCACCCCUGGGAGUUUACCCUGAGGCUGCAGCUGCAAAUUGGCCACAAUCAGUCCCCAUUUGGACUUGCUGCCUGAUGGUCCCAGGCUUCUCAAGUAACUAGGGCUCCCAGGUGUCCCUUUGAUCUAGGUGGGACCAUAUGUCCCAUUCUCACAGUGGAAAUAAUUUAUGACACUUUCAUAUCAAGGCAGUUAACAAUAGUGUGCCUUCUCAAUGUUCUUUCUCUCCUUACCUGCUGGCU